UCAUAAUAAGCAGCUCACAAAAUCGUAUUUUGUCAGUUUUAUUUUUAUAAAUUUCUACACACUGUUCUAAAUAAAUUUCUAUAAAUAAACGCAGUUUGUAGUUUAUAACCAUUGACCAAUAUUUGUAACCAUAUUAUAGUGUUUAAUUCCUAUAAUAUAAUAUUAAUUCGGUACAUAAAUCAUAUCUGUUGUACCUAUAUAACUUAAUAUUAUAUUCAUAUGUUGAUGCACAAAUAAAAGUUUUCAAUGGCUGAUAAUCACAGCAGCGACGCUUUAACGGAGGCAGAAAGGUUAAGAGAGGAAGAAUUGGCUCGCGAAUUGGAGCACAGUGAUUCAAAUGAAGGGGAUUCUCAAGAUUUGUCCUUGGAAAUUGAAGAAAGUCUUCUCAAAGAUGAACCAGAAUAUGCCACAUUAACAAAUUAUGGAGAGAGCACUCAAACUAUUCAGACGCAAAAUAUUGAUACAUAUUCAGAUGAUUUAUUUAAACAAGAUAAGGAGGUGGAACUAGGUCCCAUAUACACAGAGCGUUCAGAUGAUAUUCUAAAUACAAGGACAGAUGCAUUUGUUGAUGAUAAUGACAAAUAUGAAUCAUACAUAAAUGAUUAUUCGUUUGAAACAAACCAGACCAUAGAAGAAAGUCAAAUUGACAAUAUUAUUGAUCAAAGCACUACAAGUGAAUUAAACAGAGACACUUCAAUGAAUAAUUUGAAUGAAUUUGAUCAGAAUGACUCAAAUGCUGACUACCAAACAACAGAUGAAAUGUUAAUGAGUGAAAGGGAAAGAGAAAAAAAGAGUAAGAAGGAAUUAGAAGAAGAAGAGAGGGAAAAGAUGCAAGUAUUAGUAUCAAACUUUACGGAAGAACAGUUAAACCGCUAUGAAAUGUACAGACGUGCAGCGUUCCCAAAAGCGGCUGUAAAGAGGUUGAUGCAAACAAUAACAGGCUGUUCAGUGGGACAGAAUGUUGUUAUAGCAAUGUCUGGUAUUGCUAAAGUAUUUGUUGGGGAGGUUGUUGAAGAAGCAUUGGAAGUCUUGGAAAGUUCUGGUGAAGCGGGACCUCUGCAGCCGAAACAUCUACGAGAGGCGUUGCGAAGGUUGAGGGUGCGAGGCGCCAUCCCUCCAAGAAAAGCUUUUAAACACAUGGUCAGACUGUAAAAUCUGACACAAUACUUUUUUUUUGUCCUGUAAAUAUUGUAUUUGUAAUUAAUCUAUUUUUAAAUUGAAUUAUUAAUAAUAAAGAAUCUAUCUCUUA
Molecule: messenger RNA, 1249 nt
Organism: Colias croceus (clouded yellow)
Lineage: Eukaryota; Metazoa; Arthropoda; Insecta; Lepidoptera; Pieridae
Gene: Taf11
Product: transcription initiation factor TFIID subunit 11
Exons: 5
Coding region: 247-1152 (301 amino acids)
Biological process (GO): RNA polymerase II preinitiation complex assembly; transcription initiation at RNA polymerase II promoter
Cellular component (GO): nucleus; transcription factor TFIID complex
Molecular function (GO): transcription coactivator activity; protein heterodimerization activity
Source: RefSeq, a predicted model, not a curated record